CAUUUGACAUUUGAAAUGUCUUGACAACAUGCUAUAUAAACGUAAGCUAGUCAAAUUUUGCUCAGUAUUUUGUGUAACAGUUGUUGUGUGAAUUCAGAUUGUACAUUAACUUACGUGGCGCCAAAAUGUGUGGAAUUUUUGCCUAUUUGAAUUUUCUCACCCCAAAAAAGAGAGGUGAAAUCUUAAAGACACUGGUUAAUGGACUAAAGCGACUGGAAUAUAGAGGAUAUGAUUCUGCCGGUGUGGCAAUCGACUCUGCCUGUUCCAAAGACAUGGCUCUUAUUAAGAAAACCGGAAAAGUUGCAUUGUUGGAAGAAGAAAUUGAAAACAGGUCAAAGGAACUGGAUAUGGACAGAAUCGAGGACAUCCACUGUGGUAUUGCUCACACGCGUUGGGCAACGCAUGGUGUUCCAAGUGAAGUGAAUUCCCACCCUCAACGCUCCGAUUAUGCUCACAGUUUUGUUGUUGUACAUAACGGUAUCAUAACCAACUACAAGGAAGUGAAAGUAUUCCUUCAAAAUAAGGGUUACAAAUUCGAGAGCGACACGGAUACUGAAAUUAUUGCUAAGCUUAUUCAUCAUUUUUAUGAACAACACCCCAAUUACUCGUUUAGAGAACUUGUUGAAAACGUUGUUCAGCAAUUGGAGGGUGCUUUUGCCUUAUGUUUCAAAUCGAAACAUUUUCCUGGUGAAUGUGUAGCUACCCGGCGUGGCUCACCAUUGCUAGUGGGUAUUAAAACCAAAACGAGAUUAGCCACAGAUCACAUUCCGAUUUUAUAUGGAAAGGAUGAUGAUCCCCAAACACCUACAGAUGCUGAUACCAAUUCAGAACACAGACCACAUGGACGUGCCGAUUAUCCUGUUCUCCCGAGAUCAGAAUCCACUUCAGAAUUUGAACCAUUGGAAGACAAACAAGUUGAAUAUUUCUUUGCUUCCGACGCAUCGGCGAUCAUUGAACAUACCAACAGGGUGAUCUAUUUUGAAGACGACGAUGUGGCUGCUAUUAAAAAUGGUGCUCUUAGUAUCCACAGACUCAGACGCCUGUAUGAUGACCCCCACUCUCGCGAAAUUCAUACUCUUAAAAUGGAGUUGCAGCAAAUCAUGAAAGGAAACUAUGAUUAUUUCAUGCAAAAGGAAAUUUUUGAACAACCCGAGUCAGUUAUCAACACCAUGAGAGGACGCGUUAAUUUCGAAACAAAAACUGUUACUUUGGGUGGCAUCAAAGACUACAUUCCAGAAAUUAAACGUUGCAGAAGGUUAAUGUUGAUUGGAUGUGGUACAAGUUACCAUAGUGCCAUCGCCACUCGGCAGCUUCUUGAAGAAUUAACAGAGUUGCCUGUUAUGGUAGAACUGGCCAGCGACUUUUUGGACCGUACAACACCCGUCUUCAGAGAUGAUGUUUGCUUCUUCAUUUCUCAAUCAGGCGAGACUGCUGAUACUUUAAUGGCACUCCGAUAUUGCAAACAAAGAGGAGCCCUAAUCAUUGGUAUUACCAACACUGUCGGAAGUUCGAUUUGCCGAGAAUCCCAUUGUGGUGUCCAUAUUAAUGCAGGACCUGAAAUUGGUGUAGCAUCAACAAAGGCUUACACCAGUCAAUUUAUAUCUCUGGUCAUGUUUGCAUUGGUUAUGAGUGAAGAUAGGCUGUCUUUAGCUGGCAGAAGAGAAGAGAUUAUCGAAGGUCUUAAAAAUUUACAACAACAAAUCCGUGCAGUAUUGCAGCUAGACGAUAAGGUCAAAGAACUUGCUCAAGACCUUUACAACAAGAAGUCUCUGCUUAUAAUGGGUAGGGGCUUUAAUUUCGCUACCUGUUUGGAAGGAGCUUUGAAAGUAAAAGAGUUAACUUAUAUGCAUAGCGAGGGUAUUAUGGCUGGUGAGCUGAAACACGGCCCUCUUGCACUAGUGGAUGAAGACAUGCCUGUUAUGAUGAUUAUUAUGCGCGAUCCUGUGUACACCAAAUGCGUGAAUGCUCUUCAACAAGUAACUGCGCGACAAGGAAGACCGGUCAUUAUAUGCGAGGAAAAUGACGAUGAAACGAAAGCAUAUGGCCACAGAUGUUUGGAAAUUCCACGAACUGUAGAUUGUUUGCAGGGUAUUUUAACUGUCAUUCCCAUGCAACUUCUUAGUUUCCAUAUAGCCGUAUUGAGAGGAUGCAAUGUCGAUUGUCCAAGAAAUCUGGCUAAGAGUGUGACUGUUGAAUAAUUAAACUGUUGUGAUAAAUUAGACUUUAGGUUUUCGCCCGCAAAUAUGCAUUUACAUGUUUAAUUUUAAGUCGGUAAAAGGUAUUGCAUUAGCGACUAUCAUCAUAUCAUCUUUUCGUCCUGUUUUAUUAUUUGUUAAAAUAAUUCAUUUUGCUAAAACGAAAUUCGAUUCUUAGUAAUAAUUAAGUAUAUUAUACAUAUAUAACGUGUAUGUUAGGAUAACGGUUUAUAUACACUAUAGAGUACUGCCUUUUCACACACAAACUUAUAGUUCAUAUUUUAGAUAUUUAUAAACUUUAAGUUUUUGUACUUUUAUCAAGUCUGUUAAUUCUGAGAUUACACUUAUUAUUUUACGAUUUAUUUGAGACAGCUCGUACUUUAUUAUUAAUAGUUUUAUCAAAUAUAUAUUAUAUAUUGUAUGUUACAGUGAAUGCUGGAAACCAAUGAAUGCCAACAAUCACUGGGAAUGCUAGCAUUUUCUGAGAACUUUUGACUAAUGAAUUCACUGCAUUUCCAACUUUCACUGUAACAUAUACACGCGUUAAAAUUUUAUUUUUAAUUCGUUUGUAUCAUUUUAAAAGACGAUUAUUUACAAUUAAUAAAUUUUUAUAAUAAGAAAAGUGUGAUUUAAAACCUGUUUUAUAAAAUUCAAAUGAAGUGUAAAUGAUUAAAAUCUGUAACAUUCGAAAAUGUGAGAGUCGGUCGUGUACAGAAUGAGAGAUAAACGGACUAUGUUGGGAAAACUACAGGCUGAAGAAUAUUCGAGGAUGCAGCGACAGUAAUAGUAAUGAAUUAAUGGCCAUAAUAAUAAUAACUUUUAUGUAAUAUAAGACAUACAUUUAUUUACAUAAUACAAAAAAUAAACUAUACAUAUUGAAAAA
Messenger RNA from Zophobas morio, 3078 nucleotides. Its product is annotated as glutamine--fructose-6-phosphate aminotransferase [isomerizing] 2-like. The record is from RefSeq and is a predicted model, not a curated record. Bases 126 to 2198 code for a protein of 690 amino acids. The transcript is spliced from 14 exons. Gene Ontology annotation, molecular function: L-glutamine:D-fructose-6-phosphate transaminase (isomerizing) activity; carbohydrate derivative binding. Gene Ontology annotation, biological process: protein N-linked glycosylation; fructose 6-phosphate metabolic process; carbohydrate derivative biosynthetic process. NCBI's taxonomy places the organism in Eukaryota, Metazoa, Arthropoda, Insecta, Coleoptera, Tenebrionidae.